This is a messenger RNA of Lytechinus pictus (painted urchin), 2303 nucleotides long. RefSeq names its product cytochrome P450 2J2-like. Bases 214 to 1668 code for a protein of 484 amino acids. The record is from RefSeq and is a predicted model, not a curated record. Gene Ontology annotation, biological process: xenobiotic metabolic process. The transcript is spliced from 4 exons. NCBI's taxonomy places the organism in Eukaryota, Metazoa, Echinodermata, Echinoidea, Temnopleuroida, Toxopneustidae. Gene Ontology annotation, cellular component: intracellular membrane-bounded organelle; cytoplasm. Gene Ontology annotation, molecular function: iron ion binding; steroid hydroxylase activity; oxidoreductase activity, acting on paired donors, with incorporation or reduction of molecular oxygen, reduced flavin or flavoprotein as one donor, and incorporation of one atom of oxygen.
GCACUUGUCGUUCUUAGAUAUGCAAAUACGACUUUGUAAUUCGGUAUUUGAUAUGUUCGAGAACAUGAACUCAUAGUUCAUUCCAUAUGCAAGUACACUUGGUUAUUAUUAAAUAGAUCGCCGAAACUGUUCGUAAGCAUUCUUUACAGUUAACAGUUCCAGCUUCAGCUUCCGUUCGGUCGGCAUUCGGUUUGCUUUUCAUCACAUUUUAAGAUGUUUGACCCGUCAGUUACAUCUGUAUUCCUCGGUGCUUUGGUGUUUCUUCUUGUCUUCUGGUUAGCCCGGAAACCGAGGAAUCUCCCGCCAGGACCUUGGUCGCUCCCGAUCAUUGGUUACCAAUUCGGACCUGGCCUAAUCCAUGAAGCCUUUGUAGAUCUGGCCAAGAGGUAUGGUCCAAUUUUCAGUGUUCGGAGGGGUGCGUUUCUUUUCGUUGUCUUAAAUGACAAGGAGAGUGUUAUACAAGCGCUGGUCAAGUCAGGGGAAUUCACCUCAGAUCGGUUCGUACCAGGACAUUUCAAAUGGUCAAUUCCCAGAGCGGAAAAUGAUGCUUCCAUUGUGUGGAGUAAUGGGAAAUCUUGGUCUAACUUACGUAGAUUCGCCCUUCCUGCCCUGCGCUCCUUUGGAUUCGGGAAACAAAGCAUGGUACCCCAGAUCAACCUUGAGGCACGAUACCUUGCUGAGGAAAUCAGGAAUCUUCGAGGGGAACCCACGGACUUGGCAUUCUUGCUCUGUAAGGCCACUGCGAAUAUCAUUUGUCAGCUGUUGUUCAGUAGACGAUAUGAAUACGGAGAUGCAGCAUUCAGGAAAGCGGUGGGCGCAUUGGAAACGACUCUCUCCGCAAUACCAGAGACCGACCCAGUCAACAUCUUUCAAACACUCAUAAAUCUCCCCAUCCCAAGAUAUAAAAGCUACCGUGAAGCCACGUUCAUAGUUCGAGAUUUCAUCAUGGGUAAUCUAAAAAGUCACAGAGAAACCUUCCAGGCAGAAAAUAUCCGGGACUUCACCGACGUAUACUUAAGUGACGACAUCUCGAAGGAGUUCGAGUUUGAUUGCUUCUGGAGAGCCAUGCUUGAUUUGUUUGGAGGUGGUACGGAUACGACUGCGGUGGUUACCUCGUGGAUAAUUCUAUACCUGGCGGUUCACCAAGACGUUCAAAGAAAGGUACAGGCUGAACUGGACGCGGUUGUUGGGCGUGGCCGUCAACCAACUACCAAGGACCGUGAAGACCUGCCCUUCUGCGACGCUACUUUGCACGAAGUCAUGCGGAUUCGGCCAAUUCUACCAAUCUCGGUUCCCCACAUGACUUCUGAUGACGUUUCCUUGGGAGGUUAUUCGAUUCCUAAAGGAUCCAUCAUUGUUCCGAACCUGUGGGCUGUUCAUCAUGAUCCGCGGGAAUGGAAGGAUCCGGAAGAAUUCAACCCAGGCCGAUUUCUAAGCGAGGAUGGGAAAGUAUUUCAGAAGAAUGAUGCUUGGAUGCCAUUCAGUGUUGGUCGCCGUGAUUGCGUGGGUAGUCAGCUGGCUAAAAUGGAAAGCUUUCUCCUUUUCACCAAUCUCUUCCAGCAGUUUGAAUUCAGGCUUCCUUCUAACGAUCCGACACCUAGCCUUCACGGUGAUAUCGGGAUCACUAUGAACCCAAUAGCUUACAGGAUCUGUGCAGUAGAACGCUAAAUUAGUAGGCAAAGCUGUACCCAAAACAAGGCCAUGUGAGCGAUUUUUAUUUGGGGUGCUGGUUUGGAAGAAAACUUUUACCCAAAAAAAAUGAAGAAAAAAAAACCCUGUUUUUACCAAAAAUGGAGGUCGUUAUGGGCAGGAAAAAUGGACAAGCAACCCCCCCCCCCCUCCCCCCCCCAAAAAAAAAACACCCAGUUUCUCAGGAUCAUGAUUUUUUUAAGUUUUCAUUAGUACACGACGAAUUCUUUUGUGACAGUAAAGUUGACGAUUGAACCAUCUGUGCAUGCGUCAACUUCGGUGCUUCUUCAAUUCAAUUCAAUUUGUUUCAAUUCAAUUAUUCGGCCCUGUAGCUUUUACAACUAUUCGGAUGUGAACCAGCUUCGCGCAGAAAUUAUAGAGUUUAUUUGCGUUAUAUAUAUAUAUAUAUAUAUAUACUCAACCCCCUCUGUUGUUAUUUUUUGUUAUCCUAGUGUAAUCCUUCUGUUCUGUACCCUUUGUUACACAUUAUUUACUUUGUUGUUAUUACGAUUUUAUUUGUAUGGUUUUGUUCUAUUUUGUUUGUUUCAAUGCAUUAUAGGCCUGAUGAAGGCCCCACUGGCCGAAAGCUCGCAAUAAAAGAGAUACUUGGAAGC